AUGUUUGAGUUGGAGAAGCGCUACAAGGGCACGGAGAGAGAGGCUAUCAAUUGGCAACUCCUCAAAUCAUCACGUUACCAAGUACUAGUCAUGUAUGGUUUACAAGCAGAAACAGACAAAAUUAUCAAGGCUCAGACAGAACCAGACGGUAGUAGUGGACAUUUAUCUGAUAUCUCAGAGAAAGUAUUUCAUGAGCUCACCGAAGACAUAAUCAGACAGGCAACCAUAACACAAGCCAAUCGCAAGCGUGAAGCCAAUCGAGCAAAAAACACACAUGCUCAUUCACCGCGAGCUACUCGCCCAAGACUGGACAUCCCUAUAGGAGAUCCACUCAGAGGGGGGGGACCACCAAGAGGGGGAGGUCCACCAAGGAUUGGAGGUCCACCAGGAGGGCAAGGUAGAGGUCGUCCCAUAGGACAGGCCACUAACACUCCAGCACCACGAGGACCACGACCCUGUCCACACUGUGGGAUAAACCCCUCACCACAUGCGUUCAGCAAGUACCCCAACAAAUCGGCAAACAACCGUCGAAAUACAGAAGCACGUGAAGUGCAACAGAACCAAACCGUUCAUGUUGACCAGUUAGCCAUUACCAAUGGCAAUAAGGUGCAAGAGAUGAAGGAAGAUCUAUGA
This is a messenger RNA of Sphaeroforma arctica JP610, 633 nucleotides long. RefSeq lists its product as hypothetical. The transcript has a single exon. The record is from RefSeq and is a predicted model, not a curated record. Lineage: Eukaryota; Ichthyosporea; Ichthyophonida. Bases 1 to 633 code for a protein of 210 amino acids.